Molecule: messenger RNA, 3669 nt
Organism: Apis florea (little honeybee)
Lineage: Eukaryota; Metazoa; Arthropoda; Insecta; Hymenoptera; Apidae
Biological process (GO): lipid catabolic process
Molecular function (GO): lipase activity
Source: RefSeq, a predicted model, not a curated record
UUAAGAUAAGAAAAUUGAUAGAAAGAAACGUAAAAGUAUAUUGAUCGAGUGAAUCACGAAAGCUUCGAUCGAUCGUUUAUUUUUUUUCAUUCGUACUUCAAACUUUUAACAGUUUCGCCAUUGUUUUUAAUAAUUUUUCGUUGGAUAUUGAAGCUGUCGAGAGUAUGAAAGAACACUGAUCUUUACGAGUUUCGAAGUUUUUUGACGCUGAAAUACGUGUUUUCCUUGGAUUUUUCAAUUGGUACGUGGACGAUGGAUUUUUGAAGAAAAAAAUCGAGCGUUUCCUGCUGAUCCACAAACGUGAGAUGUUUAGCAAACUCUUAUUGAGUUUUUGGAUACUCAGAUGCAUCAGCCUUUAUGGAGAUCCGGCGGUUGCACAAGAAUGGCCGACACCUCUCGACGAGUCCGCGGACGAGAAAAACGAUGCCGAAAUAUUUCGAGCGGUCGUCGAAUCAAUGAGACAGUGGACUUUGCACAAGAAAUUGCAUCACAGGACCAGGAGAGAGGUAUCGAAAGUCUGCUACGAAGAUGUUGGCUGUUUCGAGGACACGGGGCCCUUCAGUUAUCUGGAAAUGUUACCUUCUCCGCCCAAAGAUGUCGGCACUAGAUUCCUGGUGUACGGUAGCAGGAAGGCGAGGUCGAUCCCGAUGGAGGUUCCUGCCGACGAUAUAAACGACAAUGCACACCGUGCCAUAGAUCCUGAUUUACCCACCAAAGUAAUCGUACACGGAUUUGGGUCCAGCUGUGACCACGUAUGGGUUUACGAGAUGAGGUCUGCACUGAUGACGGUGCACGAAUGUAAUAUAGUAUGCGUCGACUGGGGUCCAGGAAGCGCAGUCCCUAAUUACGUAAGGGCGGCAGCCAAUACUCGUUUAGUUGGUCGACAAUUGGCCAAACUAGUAAGAAGCUUGAACGUGCCUUUGGAGAAGGUUCACCUGAUCGGUUUCAGCCUCGGCGCUCACGUUGCCGGAUUCGCUGGAGCCGAAUUGGGCAACGUAUCCAGGAUCACAGGGUUAGAUCCAGCAGGGCCGUUAUUCGAAUCCCAGGAUCCAAGAGCUAGACUCGAUAAAACAGAUGCGAAUUUCGUUGACGUUAUACACAGCAACGGUGAACAACUGUUGCUCGGUGGUUUGGGUUCUUGGCAGCCUAUGGGUGAUGUAGAUUUCUAUCCUAAUGGCGGCAGAAUGCAAACUGGAUGCUCGAAUCUAUUUCUUGGCGCCGUUUCUGACAUUAUUUGGUCAAGCGCAGUCGAAGGUAGAUCCUUGUGCAACCAUCGACGAGCCUAUAAAUUAUUCACCGAUUCCGUCAGCCCCAAGUGUCGGUUUCCAGCGUUUCCUUGCGACAACGGGUACGAUGGUCUUCUUCGAGGCGAGUUCCCUUGCGGAGCGAAUGGCAAUGGCAAACCCUGCGGCGACAUGGGCUAUUACAGCAACGAGUCACCUGCUAGAGGUCAACUUUAUCUGGUAACCAGAGACGAGGAACCAUUUUGUGCUCACCAGUAUCAGGUAAAGGUGUACAACAGUCACAGCGAAAGACCUACUAGGAGUUAUGGAAAAUUGCAAGUGACCUUGGUUGGAGAUGGAUCUUUCAAUGACACGUUCGCGAUGACCAAGAAGGAUGAAGAACUUAUGGUUGGAUCUGUGCUUCAGAAGAUUGUCGUCCCACAUCCUGCAAUCUUUGAUGUGGAAGCUAUUGAGAUCAAAUACACAGCAUAUAGUGGUUGGAUCUCGUCAGGUUUGGUGUCCUGGAGCAUCGACAAAUUGGCUAUAAUCGACAGCUUCGGGAAAACUCUUUCCGUCUGCAGGAAAGGUUUGAGCUUAGAAUCCGGCAAACCUGUCUAUCUUCCCUUAUUCUCUGGCGAAUGCAAUGUUCCCAGUGAAUCAGAUAAUUCAACUUCACCAAAUUUAGAACGUAUAGUGCAAGACAAGCAAGAUGGUGGCAUAGGUCCAUUCACGAAAGAGCAAAAUUACGAGCAAAAAGACAGUUACUCGAUAGAAACAUUGUCCAAAGAAAAAACCACAGCAUCUUUAUCUUCAUCAAAAGGUGUGGGUCCCUUUACCAAGGAUCAAAAUCUACGGAUAAUCGAAAGUAAAGAGAACUUCAAGUCCAACAACUUCGAGGAUCUAGGCAAUCGUCGUAGCAACAAUCCUUGGAACAUAAUAGACAUAUCUAGCGAUGGUGAUUCGAAUUCCUUGGAAAAUUCUGAUUCUGAAAAAGGCAGAGGUUUCUCUAGCUCCAACUUGUUCACCAAGACUUCAUCUCCCCAUCCCUCUGUGGAACCAUCCACAGAGUUUCUUCCAGAGAUUCGAGAACCAGUGUUGCAAGUGGACAAAAAGGAAACAGGAAGGUCUUUGAAAUUCCCAGAAAUAACUGAACCUAUUCUGAGGCCACGUUCUGCGAGGCAGAAUACCAGAAAUGAAGUGCACAAGCAGGACGAAAUGCAACAGGAGACUUUAUCAACUUCUAGAGGCUUUACUGUACAAUUCUUGCCUGAGAGGUUGGCUGGUAUAUUGGCACAGGCUGAAAGAUACGCCAGGCAAACUCUUCUUCCUUUGAUUUCUCAAUAUACGCCUAGUUUCGUGAGUGGAUCCAGGUACGAGGAACCCAAGUAUUUUCCACCUUUGGGCGAGAUCGCCACGGAGAAUUAUAAAGGAUCUGGUGAAUUGAGUAUGAAUAAUGGUCAACAGAACAUUUCAACAAAACAUAAUCAAGAUAAUCAAACGAGUGGAAAUAAUGAAACUGGCUUUAAGGAAGAAAUGAAAACUAAGAGUCAUUCUGAUAUUACACAGGUAAUACCUGCGGUUGUAGAAGUGAUUUAUCCGGAGAAAGAUGUGAAUUCAAGUACUGCUAUGGAAAGUAACGAAUGGGUACCCAUAGAACCAUUCACAUUGGGUAGUCCAUCUACGUCUAGAAAGGAUUUGAACGUUUCUAGAUCUCUGAAUUGGGAACGCGAGAGAUAUAAUUGGUCCACGCAAACUGAAAACAGUAGUUUGAGAUCAAAGAUAGACGAUUGGGUACCUAUUACUGUCAAAAACGAAAUUCAGAUUAGUAGUGAAUCUUCGAAUAAUGUUUCUAACGAGAUUAGUUCGACCCAUGUAGUCACCGACAAACAGAUUGAAUUUAGUCAGAUGGAAGCUGCAACCGUAAAGGAGUUUAGAAAUAAUUCUGAGGCUGUCACUAAAGAUGAGAGGAAAUAUAUACCUCUGACUGAUCCUGACGUGAAGGAAUUAUCGUCAACGAGCUCGAAUGACAUCUCGGAAACUAAUUCUUCGAGUACCUCCUCGCAUUCACCUUAUUCUCAUAUUCAGAAGAUUCCUAGGCCUAAGAAUACGAGAAAUAGUAAAGUUGGAAAUUUGACGAGAAGAACUAUGGUCUUCCCUUAUGCAUAUGAGAAGAACAAAGAUCCUAGAACUAGAUAUAUACCUUUGAUUCCUGAAGAAGAUUUGAAAAGGCCUCAUUUUCCUAUGGAGAGGAAACGUUGAAGAGAAAUGGAAGUUUAUAUUUUUUGAGAAUUUGUGGAACAGAAUUUGUGGAACUGUUGUUGAAAGUUUUCUUAUUGACUUCUUUCGUUGUUUGUAGAGAUUGAUUAAUUGUUACGUUUACCAGGAUUCUAGAAUCCUAGAUACAUACAUUUUAUUCCUGAAGACUUAAGAAGGCCUCACUUUUCAU